AUGGCGCGAACCAGAGCUCAGUCGCAAGCAGCCGCGUCUGAGAAAGGAGCAACGUCCAAGCCUAAGGCCGUGAAGGAGGAGAAACCCAAAUCUCAACGUCCAGAGAAAAAGCCGGCGAAGUCGCGCACACCUAAAAAGUCCGCCACGGGCAAACGUGCCCAUGAAGAAGUGCAAGAGAGCCAUGAAGACAAAGCGAAGCAAGGGCCAACCAAAAAGAGUAAAUCCUCAGAAGCAACCAGUGACGGGCGAGCUCACAUCUCAAACCCAAAGGUGGAAUCGAUUCUAUCAAAAUAUGGCGUACUGCCGCUGCAAAAAUCCAAACUUCCUGCGCCGGAUCAACCACUACCUGAGACCAUGCUUGCCCUCGUCUUCAAUGCCAUGCUAACCUCAGCUCGUAUCUCGCAUGAGAUUGCUGCACGAAGUGUAUCAUGUUUGAUUGACGCGGGAUACCAUGAUAUUCAAAAGCUGAAGAACAGCAGCUGGCAAGAGAGGACGGAGGUACUAACAGAAGGUGGUUACACGCAUUAUCGUGAGAAAACUGCUACAAUGCUGGGCGACUUGGCUGAUUUGGUUCUUGACAAAUAUGAUUCCUCCCCGAGCCAGAUCCGUGCCGCAUUGAAGGAGAUCAAAGGUAUUGGCGAGGUCGGCCUGGACAUCUUUUGCGACACCGCACAAGCUGUCUGGCCUUGUCUUGCUCCUUUUAUCGACCCCAGGAGCUUGAAGACCGCACAGCAACUCGGACUGGGGAGUGUUGAGGAGCUUUGGCAGGAGGUGGGCAAAGAUGCGCUCAUGAUGUGCAAGUUGGCGACUGCUUUGACAACAAUCCGUCUCGGUAAGAAGACUAGCGAGUUCACCUGA
Messenger RNA from Endocarpon pusillum Z07020, 858 nucleotides. RefSeq lists its product as uncharacterized. The record is from RefSeq and is a predicted model, not a curated record. Gene Ontology annotation, molecular function: catalytic activity. Gene Ontology annotation, biological process: DNA repair. Bases 1 to 858 code for a protein of 285 amino acids. The transcript has 2 exons. Lineage: Eukaryota; Fungi; Ascomycota; Eurotiomycetes; Verrucariales; Verrucariaceae.